CUGAAUCAGAUGUUCGACUGGCUUAACCAGACAUCUGCUUGGUGUUUCUCGACUUCUGGAUUGCCUAUAUAGACAUUCACCAUUGCAAUUUUGGAGAUAAUUGGAGUUGAACAAGAUUGUAUGUGACACAAGGAUGUACCCCUCAUAUCUCUAUGAAGUCCGGACAUCUGCCUUGUUCAACUGGAGGUCCAGCACUUCAUUUUGAGCAGCUUGGCUGUUUUGUUCAAGGGAUAGUUUAUCGGGACCUGAAACCAGAAAAUGUGCUACUCCAAAAGGAUGGGCAUGUUGUAUUAACUGACUUCGAUCUAUCAUUUAAAACAUCCUGUAAACCCAAAAUUAUAAAGGAUCCUCUUCCUAAGAAAAGAAGAUCUAGGAGUCAGCUGCGCCCAGAAUUUGUUGCAGAGCCAGUUACACAGUCAAAUUCGUUUGUUGGAACUGAAGAAUACAUAGCUCCGGAAAUUAUUACGGGCGAUGGCCACAGUAGCGCUGUUGAUUGGUGGGCUCUUGGUAUAUUUCUGUAUGAGAUGCUCUAUGGCCGUACACCAUUCAGAGGAAGGAACAGGCAGAAGACAUUUGCCAACAUCUUGCACAAAGACCUCACCUUUCCAAGUAGCAUUCCGGUAAGCCUUGCAGCCAGGCAGUUGAUCAACGCAUUGUUACAAAGAGACCCUGCCAGUCGUUUGGGAUCAAAUGGUGGUGCCAAUCAAAUCAAACAACACGCUUUUUUUCGUGGAAUAAGUUGGCCUCUGAUCCGCUGCAUGAGUCCACCACCAUUAGAUGUUCCUCUGCAGUUGAUAGGGAAAGACCCAAAUGCCAAAGAUGUACUGUGGGAAGAUUCAGGAAUGCUUGUUCAUCCUAUGGAAUUAUUCUAGAGGUUUGAGUUCACAACCUGAAAUUUAGCUCUCAAAUUGUCUUCCUGCUGCCUUUGAUAAUAAUUCUACUGUCACUCCAAACUUACUGCUACCUAAUUGUAACUCUCUUAUUGUUCAUAAGGUUUUUGUUAGAGUUAUUAUUUCAGAUUAUUAGUAGUGUAAGGUAAUAAUGUAAUUGCUCAUAAUGUCAGUUUGUUAUAAAUAAGAGAGUUAGGGCAACAUUGCGUACACACAAAUUAUUCUCUUUCUCUUCUCCUUUCUUCUUUCCUCUUCUUCUCUUUUUCUUACUCUAAUUCUGUUUCUAUAAUUUCAACUGUUUUAACUUAUUUGCUUCCUUCCAUGUUUAUCUUCCAUUGAGAACAUUGCCUAGCUGUAUAUAAUACAGUUUCUUCACAUUAUUACCUGUAAUAUCUGAUAUGUAAUCUGUUUAUUUUUUCAGAUGUUUCGACUGCAGUCCUAUACGCAUAUAUUAUGU
Messenger RNA from Ilex paraguariensis (yerba mate), 1347 nucleotides. The record is from the annotation of a GenBank genome assembly. NCBI's taxonomy places the organism in Eukaryota, Viridiplantae, Streptophyta, Magnoliopsida, Aquifoliales, Aquifoliaceae.